This is a messenger RNA of Fraxinus pennsylvanica, 2946 nucleotides long. NCBI's taxonomy places the organism in Eukaryota, Viridiplantae, Streptophyta, Magnoliopsida, Lamiales, Oleaceae. The record is from the annotation of a GenBank genome assembly.
AUGCUGCUGAAUAUCAUAAAUUCUGAUUAUUUGAAUUGGAUCAGCAGCUCAUAUUCACCUCCCUCAUGGGCAGCUUUAACCGCUGGAUUUUUCGUGAUCCUCACUUUGACCCUCUCUGUUUAUCUGAUAUUCGAGCAUCUCUCUGCCUACAAAAACCCCGAGGAGCAGAAAUUUUUGAUUGGUGUGGUAUUGAUGGUGCCCUGUUAUGCUGUUGAAUCAUUUGUAUCUUUGGUAAACCCAGCAAUUAGUGUUGAUAUUGAGAUCCUGCGUGAUUGCUAUGAAUCCUUUGCCAUGUAUUGCUUCGGGAGAUAUCUCAUUGCGUGUUUAGGUGGAGAAGAAAGGACAAUCGCAUUUAUGAAGAGGGAAGGAUGCAUAAGUGCGAAAACACCCUUAUUAGAUCAUGGGUCUGAAAGGGGAAUUGUAAAGCACCCCUUUCCCAUGAGUCUUAUUUUAAAACCUUGGAAAAUGGAUCAAUGGGUUUACCAAGUUUUCAAGUUUGGUAUUGUUCAAUACAUGAUUAUAAAAGCAGUUACUGCUAUUUUGGCUGUGAUUCUUGAAGCCUUUGGUGUAUAUUGUGAAGGAGAUUUCAAAUGGAAUUGUGGGUACCCUUACAUGGCUGUGGUUUUAAAUUUUAGUCAGUCAUGGGCUUUGUAUUGCUUAGUUCAAUUUUAUACCAUCACAAAAUAUGAAUUAGCACACAUUAAACCGCUAUACAAGUUCUUGACAUUUAAGUCAAUUGUGUUUCUAACUUGGUGGCAAGGUGUGGCUAUAGCCCUUCUCUACGCCCUUGGUUUAUUUAAAAGUCCAAUAGCUCAAGCACUGCAAUUUAAGUCAAGUGUCCAGGACUUCAUCAUCUGUAUUGAGAUGGGCAUUGCUUCUGUGGUUCACCUUUAUGUGUUUCCUGCAAAGCCUUAUGAAUUAAUGGAGGAUCGCUUUUCUGGAAGUGUUUCAGUUCUUGGAGAUUAUGCAUCUGUUGAUUGCCCUCUAGAUCCUGAUGAGGUUAGGGACAGCGAACGUCCCACAAAAUUACGCCUUCCCCAACCUGAUAUUGAUGUUAGGAGUGGAAUGAGCAUCAGAGAAAGUGUGCGAGAUGUCUUCGUCGGCGGGGGUGAAUAUAUUGUAAAUGAUUUGAAGUUUACAGUAACUCAAGCGGUCGAACCCGUGGAGAAAGGAAUCAAUAAGUUCAAUCAGAAAUUGCAUAAGAUCUCUCAGAACAUAAAGAGGCAUGACAAGGGGAAGAGAACAAAGGAUGACAGUUGCAUAGCUACAACUUCACCAACACGCAGAGUGAUCCGAGGAAUAGAUGAUCCUCUCUUAAAUGGCAGUAUCAGUGACAGUGUCAGUUCAAGGAGAAAGAAGCAUCGUCGAAAAUCAGGGUAUACCAGUGCUGAAAGCGGUGGCGAGAGUAGCAGCAGUGAUCAGACCUUUGGCAGUUAUCAAAUUCAUGGCCGUAGAGAGAAUCAGCAGCCCACUUCAAGAUCGGCUGCCAAGAGAUCCUAUAGACACGAUAAAAUUAUAGGCGGCCUUAAUAUCACUGAUGAAGUGUUGAGUCCUGAUUCUGUAGAUAGGCAAUUGAAUGAUCAAAUUUCUUUGGCAAAGGCAUUUCUUGUCAUUGCUAAAGAAAGCAAAAACCUCCAAUUUGCAUGGGAACUUAGUGCUCAAAUUCGCAACUCACAAAUCCUUCUCUCCAAUGCUGCUUUACGAAGAACUCCUUUGACAAGAAGUGAAUCAGAAACUGCAAUUCGUGAUAUGGCACUUUUGCUCUUCCAAGCCCAACAACAACUCCACUAUGACAGCACAACCAUGAUCAUGAGACUGAAAGCAAAGAUCCAGGGUCUUGAAGAACAAAUGAAUUCUGUUAAUGAGAAGAGUUCAAAGUAUGGACAAAUAGCUGCUGAAGAAGUUCCAAAGAGUUUGUAUUGCUUUGGUGUUCGGUUAACAACUGAAUGGUUCAAGAACUCAAAUUUACAGAGGAAACUCAAGGAGAGAAAGCAAACCGCGAUAAAACUAAAAGAUAAUAACCUCUAUCAUUUCUGCAUCUUCUCUGACAACGUCCUUGCAACUUCCGUUGUGGUAAAUUCAACAGCUUGGAAUUCCAAAAAUCCCGAAACUGUGGUGUUCCACCUCGUAACUGAUGAGGUGAAUUAUGCUGCAAUGAAUGCUUGGUUCACUACAAACAGUUUCCAGGGAGUCACUGUGGAUGUUCAAAAGAUAGAAGACUUUAGCUGGUUGAAUGCUUCUUAUGUUCCUGUUCUUAAGCAACUUCAAGACUCGGACACCCAAAACUACUAUUUUUCUGGUAGUGGUGGUGAUAACCAUACUCCAAUCAAGUUCAGGAAUCCUAAGUAUUUAUCUAUGCUUAACCACCUCAGAUUCUAUAUUCCCGAAGUUUUUCCUGCACUGAAGAAAAUAGUUUUUCUUGAUGAUGACGUUGUAGUUCAGAAGGACCUGUCAUCCCUGUUCUCCAUAGAUCUGAAUGGAAAUGUCAAUGGCGCUGUGGAAACAUGCAUGGAGACAUUCCAUAGAUACCACAAGUACUUGAACUACUCUCACCCUCUAAUUCGUGAACAUUUCGAUCCUGAUGCAUGUGGGUGGGCAUUCGGGAUGAAUGUUUUUGACUUAGUCCAUUGGAGGAAAAGGAAUGUCACUGGCAUCUACCACUAUUGGCAGGAAAAGAAUGUGGACAGGACCUUAUGGAAACUUGGCACCCUGCCUCCGGGAUUGUUAACUUUCUAUGGAUUGACAGAGCCUUUAAAUCCCUCGUGGCAUGUGCUAGGUCUUGGAUACACAAAUGUCGAUCCUCAGUUGAUCGAGAAGGGAGCUGUGCUGCAUUUUAAUGGGAACUCGAAACCGUGGUUAAAGAUUGGGAUGGAAAAGUAUAAACCCCUUUGGGAUAAAUAUGUGGAUUAUAGUCGUCCUCUAUUACAGCAGUGCAAUGUUCACUAA